AUGAAUGCUGGCGCGUUCCUUUCCGCUCCGCCUUCCUGAUCACUUCCUCUCCCCACGUGUUGUGGGAGGCGCAAGUCCCAGUGUCCCAACCAGGACAUUGGGGGGAGUUCCAGCAAACAGUCCCUGUUCUCAACCGGGGCCCUCAGCUCUCCACGCUCCGAGGCGCGCUCUACGGACAACCGCUUUUGUAUAAGCAUCGACUCAGUAACAGGUCCCCGUCGGUGUUCCCCUCCCCGCCUCAGGGAACCUCCGUGUUGAUUUGGCAUCUUCUAUGAGGCCCAUUCUCCUCAUUCACCACAACCAAAACGGAAUUAGGAUCCAGCACUCUGCCCAGGAAACUGCAAAGCAACCCGCUCCAUCCUGCGAGCAAGAUGCUCAACCUUUCCAUUCUCUCGACAGUGCCCAAGGAGGCGCUCAACUGGCGCUUCUUCCUCGCAAUUAUCGCCAUCGGCAUCCUCGGGGCCGCACGCGGCCUUGAUGAGGGCAUCAUCAGCUCGCAGACGUCGCAGAAGGCGUUCAUCAACUCGUACGGGGUCCGCCCGGGUAGCGACAUGCAGUCCAACAUCACAUCCAUGGUCCAGAUCGCCUCUGUUGCCGGUUCUAUCCUUGCGUGGUGGACGAGCGACAAGCUCGGCCGUAUUCGCUCCGCUCAGAUCCACUGCCUUCUCUGGAUCAUCGGCACGACCGUCUGGAUUACGUCCAAGGGCAACGUCGGCCAGCUGCUCGCCGGCCGCUUCAUUGUCGGUCUCGGCGUCGGUGGCACUGUGGUCUGUGCGCCAACUUACCUGGCUGAGGUCGCCCCCAAAUCACUCCGUGGAGCUGUCGUCGGUGUCUUUUCUGGCACCGUCUAUGUCGGAAUUCUUCUGGGCUAUUGUGCCAACCUCGGCGUGACGCGCAACAUUGACCCCGAGUCGUACGCUCGUGUGCAGAUCCCCACCUCGCUCAACUUAAUAUUUGCCGCCAUCCCGCUCUUCAUGUCGCCUCUCAUCCGCGAGUCGCCGCGCUGGCUCCUCAAGUCGGGCCAAGAAGAGCAGGCGAUCAAGAACAUGUGCUGGCUCCGCCAGCUGCGCGAAGAGCAUCCGUACGUCCGCCAGGAGCUCGACGGGAUGCGUGAGGCGCUCCGUGUCGAGAAGGAGGCUAAGGGCCCCACGUGGCGUUGGUACCAUGCUUGGAAGGACAUGUUCACUUCCAGGGAGAAUCUCUAUAUCCUCAUGCUCGUCUGUGGCGCUCAGGUCUUUGGUCAAUUCUCUGGUGGCGGAAGCAUUACCAUUUAUGCACCCACGUUGUUUCAAAUUGUCUCGGGGUCGUCAACAAACUCAUCCAUCUUCACAACGGCGAUUUUCGGCGUGAUCAAGCUGGUCGCCUCCUUGCUCGCCGGCCUGUUCAUCUUGGACAUGUUCGGACGCAAGCGAGCUGCGCUGUUCGGGAUCACACUGCAGAUCAUCGCAGGCAUGUACAUUGCCGUGUACCUACACAUCUACCCUCCUCCGGCGACUGGCACCAAGAUCAUCGCGUCCGCUGGCGAGAAGCGCGCGAGUGAGGCUGCUAUUGCCAUGAUAUUUGUCUCUGGUAUUGGCUGGGCGUGUGGCUUCAACAGCAUCCAGUACCUCCUCGCAUCGGAGCUAUACCCGACCACCGUCCGUUCGCUCGGCACGAUGCUUGCGAUGGCUACGCACUUCCUCAUGCAGUACGGCUCGUCGCGCUCCGUGAACCCGAUGCUUGAGACGUUCAAGCCGUCCGGGACGUUCUUCUUCUGGGCCGCCGAGGCCGCGCUCUGCCUUUUCCUCGUCUGGUUCUUCCUACCCGAGUCCGCGGGUCGGUCAUUGGAGGACAUGCAGGAGCUGUUCAACAAGCCUUGGUACAGGAUCGGCUGGACGAGUAACGCACCCCAUUGCGGUAGGGCGCUCGACGAGUUCGAACCUUCCGAGUUCGAGUACAACUCUACCCCUCAAGCACGCAUACAACGAGAAAACGCUGCCGAGAAAGACGAGAAGGACCUCAACGUGGUUUAAGGGCGUGCAUUUGGAUAUGUAUCAUAGAAGGAGGUCUCGCCGUGGUAUGAUCACUCAGACCAUCGCAAUUCGUCUUUCUGCAAUCGUCAUGUACUACCAUAGCGAGACAUUCGAUCUACGCCAUACGAACUUUCAUAU
Tilletiaria anomala UBC 951 is the source of this 2150-nucleotide messenger RNA. RefSeq names its product quinate permease. The coding region runs from base 372 to 2012 and encodes 546 amino acids. NCBI's taxonomy places the organism in Eukaryota, Fungi, Basidiomycota, Exobasidiomycetes, Georgefischeriales, Tilletiariaceae. The record is from RefSeq and is a predicted model, not a curated record. Gene Ontology annotation, biological process: carbohydrate transport; transmembrane transport. The transcript is spliced from 8 exons. Gene Ontology annotation, cellular component: membrane. Gene Ontology annotation, molecular function: carbohydrate:proton symporter activity.